Molecule: messenger RNA, 250 nt
Organism: Paramecium primaurelia
Lineage: Eukaryota; Ciliophora; Oligohymenophorea; Peniculida; Parameciidae
Source: the annotation of a GenBank genome assembly
AAUGAGGUUCUACUCCUUGCCAUCUGGUUGUUGUUAAUUCAUGUCUUAUUUCUCCAAUCAAUGCUGUCAGAUGCAUUAACUUUUUAGGAAUGCAUCCAACAUUAGGACAUGUGCCUCCUGUUCCCCAUUGGAUCCAUGUGGACUUGGUUUGAUGUAAUCUGCUAAUUCCACUAGCUUGCCUAACUUUUAGGCUUCAUCAACUACUGUUAGACCGCCAGAACUUCCACUUAUAAUAAAUAUGUCAUAUUGA